AGAAGUUUUCUCAACAGUGAAACUCUAUUCGUUUCGUUAAAAUUAGUCUUUUUAGGUAGCUAAGGAAAAGUCAAAAUUCUCUAAGAUUAGAAUCAUGACGAAAAAGAGAAAGGAAUUGGAAGAUAAUCAUACUUCUUGGAAAAUACAAGCCCAAAAGCCAUUUAAGAUUCAGAUUAACAAAGCUGGUUCAAACUAUUAUAAUUUACCCCAAAAUAAGAAAAAUAGACUAAUUCUCAAGCAAAAUAGUCAGAGUAGGAGAUAUCAUAGCCAACUCUCAAAAAUAAAAUAAAAAUCAAUUCCAAACCAGAACAUGUCCUCAAGAAGACAAUACUCCAACACCUCAAAUAGAAUUCUCUCCAAAUCACAUUGGUUUUCCUUCUGUAUUUGUGAACAAAACAUUGAGUAGAAGAGAGGCUACUUCCCAAAGCACAAGGCUAAAAUAGCUUUAUAAAGAAAGUCACGUUCAUGAAGAACAUCAGAAGGAACAGGAGGAAUAAAUAAAUCAGUUGCUAACAGUGGAAAUCAGGACCUCAAAGACCUAGAAUUUGACACCUCGUUUAGCAUAGACUGCACUAUUGAAGAACAUAGUAGAGAACGAGCAGCUGAGAAACCUCCCAUACCUCCUCCUUGCAUCCAGACUCCCAAAAUUAUGUUCACUAUUGAUGACAAGGGGAAGGACAUUAAGACUUAUCCUAAAAUAAAAGGACUCAACAGGAAGCUUACAGAAAACCUUAAACAGACAAGAUCAAUGGGUAAAGUUCACAAGGCCUCAGUGAAUCAUAUAAAUUUUUCAUUCAAUAAACUUCCUCUGGGUAUGGAAAAGUCAUACAAAAAGAGAAUAUCUGAACUUCAGCUAAACUGCAAGCAAGCCAACAUCUGAAACAGAACGAAAUUAAAUACUCCAAGUUCCAAAUCAAUUUCAAUUUUCAAGACAGUAAUUGGGUCACCGUUUAGCUCGAAAUGUGAGACCUGCAAAAGAUCUUUAAGGAAGAACCAAUAUAAAAGAUGAUGUAUAAAGAGCCAAGUGAAGAUAUGGAAAAGAGGCAAUGAUUAGUCUCUUAUUUUAAGAUCAGGAUUCCUUCCUCAGCUGGAGUAUAAAUAUCGAAUUCAAUA
Messenger RNA from Moneuplotes crassus, 1113 nucleotides. The record is from the annotation of a GenBank genome assembly. Lineage: Eukaryota; Ciliophora; Spirotrichea; Euplotida; Euplotidae.